UGAACGCCCCCUGCACACGUUGGCUGUGAUGUGCAGUGAAUGGGCCAUGAAAACAGACCUGGAUUAAUCCUAUGAUUGACAAGAAUGAGACAUCUCUAGCUAGUUUCAGGAUUAAGGUAUUACUGGUGCAAGAGGGUGUUCGUUGUGGCAACUAACACGGACAUAGGCGCCGAAUCUCCAUCACCGGCGACUGCACCCUGAACAUCUGAAGACUGUCUCCUUCUCUCUCCCCCCACCCCCUCCCCCAGUGCCCAGACAGACCCCCCCCCCCCUCGCCCUGCCAGUGGAGGAGUCAUGACCCGGAAGCCUCAUCAUGGCCGCGGUACCCCCUGCACCACCAUCCUCCCCCAGCUGACCUUGGGCCUCACCCUGGCCCUCGUGCUCUCCUCCCCGGGGAGGGCGCUAGGCGAGGGGGAGGCUUCGUCUCCGGCCCAGGUGCUCCAGGACCUGCUAGCGCGCUACGGGGACAACGCCACCAUCUCAGUCCCCCAGCUGCGCUCCCUGCUGGCCCGCCUCAGCGCCGGGCAGGGGGACGGCAACACCACGGCAACGCCACAGCCCCCACCCCCAGGGCCCCCAGCUGCCCCACCGAGGACCAACAGCUCUAAAUGCCUCCCUGCUGACACCCUGGCGGUGUACAGCAUCAGCGAGCAGUCUCGCCUGGACGGGCGGGGCUUGCAGGAACUCUGCCCCACCAUGCUGCAGCAAUUGGACGCCGGCAAUUGUGGCGCAGAGCAAGGGGAGGAGCUCAGCGUAGACCUGCCCCCUAGACCCACGGAUUCGGAAGUUUGGGGUUAUGGGUUCCUGUGCGUGACGCUCAUCUCGCUGUGCUCCCUGGUGGGCGCCACCGUGGUGCCGUUCAUGAGGAAAACCUUUUACAAGCGCCUGUUGCUGUACUUCAUAGCCCUGGCCAUUGGCACGCUCUACUCCAACGCCCUGUUUCAGCUCAUCCCAGAGGCGUUUGGCUUCGACCCGAUGGUGGACUUCUAUAUGUCCAAGUCCACCGUGGUGUUCGGAGGCUUCUACCUGUUCUUCUUCACGGAGAAGGUCCUCAAGAUGCUGCUGAAACGGAAGGACGGGGCCAAAGGUCACGGCCACGGGCACAGCCACUACCCUGCGGCGGAGCGCUACGCGGCGGCCAACGGCGACAUGGAGGAGGGUGUGGCGGAGAAGCUGCAGAACGGGGAGGCGGGGCUAGGGGCGGGGCUAGCUCUGGACAAGGUGGACGGAGGGGAGGGGGACCGCAUGCUUACACCCGCAACCACCCCGCAUGACACGCAGAGCUUGGGAGGGGGCGGGACGAGCAGCGGCGGCUGCUAUUGGCUGAAGGGGACGGCGUACUCUGACAUCGGCACGCUGGCCUGGAUGAUCACGCUGAGCGACGGGCUGCACAACUUCAUCGACGGCCUGGCCAUCGGGGCCUCCUUCACCGCCUCCGUCUUCCAGGGAGUCAGCACCUCCAUAGCCAUCCUGUGUGAAGAGUUCCCCCACGAGCUGGGAGACUUUGUGAUCCUGCUCAACGCUGGCAUGAGCAUCCAGCAGGCCCUGUUCUUCAACUUCCUGUCUGCCUGCUGCUGCUACCUGGGCAUGGGCUUUGGCAUCCUGGCUGGAAACAGUUUCUCACCCAACUGGAUCUUUGCCCUGGCCGGGGGCAUGUUCCUUUACAUCGCCCUGGCUGACAUGUUCCCAGAGAUGAACGAGGUGAGUCGCGAGGAGGAGGAGGCCGGGGGCACCCGUGCGCUCGUCACCUUCGCCAUCCAGAACGCCGGCCUGCUGACCGGCUUCGCCAUCAUGCUCCUGCUCACCACCUUCUCUGGACAGAUAGCGCUGACAUAGCAGGCACACACGGCACCCGAAUGAACCGCCUCAGACCGGACGCGACUGGAACCCGAACCUGGGAAUUUGCGGGUUUCAGAUUUGAGUGUAAACUGAUCUUAACUGGGACCUGGUUCUUUAAGGGAGCCUUCCCAGUGUUUUUCUCCCCCCCCCCCCUCCUCAAACGGGUAACCCAGGGAUGGUCACGUGCGGCAGGAUCGCACCCUCUACGAAAUGUCUGAGCUCCUAUAUGCAGUACCUGACUGACGAGGCCCCUCCCCUCGCCCCUUUAGCCCCACCCCCCCAUGCUUGGCCCUCUUCCAGGGACCACAAACCUCCCUUCCUCUGUUAAGAAGCUCUUUAUGAACUCCUGUGUACUGUUCAUAAAUGGAUGUGCAAUACAGACUAAAUAUAAACAAACCCCUUUCCCAACCCAUGUCACUUCCUCCCUAGACGACUGAGCAACCAUUUAGUCUCGGCUGAUUGAGUCAUUAGUUCACACAAUUAUUUCCUCUUCUUUGUGUGUGUCCUUAGUCUACAGAACCAGCAGCUUAAAGAAGCAUUGUAAACGUCCUUGGACUUUCUGAACUUCUCAUUCCUUACCAAAAAAAAACAAAAAAAACAAACUGGUAUGUCGAGCAGCCAAACAAAACUGAACAAUACGAUCGCUAUUCCAACGGACGAUGUUGUGUGUUUUUUUUAUGUUGUUUGUUUUACAUUAGAAACUAGACAGAACAAAA
This is a messenger RNA of Osmerus eperlanus (European smelt), 2555 nucleotides long. RefSeq names its product solute carrier family 39 member 14 (gene slc39a14). Gene Ontology annotation, biological process: intracellular monoatomic cation homeostasis; zinc ion import across plasma membrane. Gene Ontology annotation, molecular function: zinc ion transmembrane transporter activity; monoatomic cation:bicarbonate symporter activity. The transcript is spliced from 10 exons. Bases 295 to 1836 code for a protein of 513 amino acids. Gene Ontology annotation, cellular component: plasma membrane. The record is from RefSeq and is a predicted model, not a curated record. Lineage: Eukaryota; Metazoa; Chordata; Actinopteri; Osmeriformes; Osmeridae.